This is a messenger RNA of Penicillium coprophilum, 1074 nucleotides long. RefSeq names its product maleylacetate reductase. Bases 1 to 1074 code for a protein of 357 amino acids. The transcript is spliced from 2 exons. Gene Ontology annotation, biological process: protein histidyl modification to diphthamide. Gene Ontology annotation, cellular component: mitochondrion. Gene Ontology annotation, molecular function: metal ion binding; alcohol dehydrogenase (NAD+) activity; maleylacetate reductase activity. Lineage: Eukaryota; Fungi; Ascomycota; Eurotiomycetes; Eurotiales; Aspergillaceae. The record is from RefSeq and is a predicted model, not a curated record.
AUGGAUACCUUCGAGUACAAUCCCAACCCUGGUCGUGUCGUCUUCGGCAGUGGCACGCUACAAAAACUCCCCGAUGAGAUCUCUCGCCUGCAGUUGAAGGCUCCCAUAGUGCUCUCGACACCCCGACAGGUUAGCCAUGCUGAGAAAGUCAAAGAGGUACUCAAAGGCCAGGUUGCUGGGAUCUUUACCGAGGCGACUAUGCAUACUCCCACGGAUGUCACAGAUAAGGCUCUUGGGUAUGCAAAGGCCCAGGGAGCCGACUCGGUCAUUUCUAUUGGAGGCGGAAGCACCAUCGGUCUUGGGAAGGCGAUCAGCAUUCGCACUGGACUGCCACAUAUCUGUGUUCCGACUACAUAUGCUGGUAGUGAAAUGACCCCGAUCCUCGGUGAGACCGCCGAUGGAUUGAAGAAGACUCGCUCCGAUCCCAAAAUCUUGCCCGGCACAGUCAUCUACGAUGUGGACCUCACAAUGACCCUGCCGGCGGCCAUGAGCGCCACUAGCGGUGUCAACGCCAUUGCGCAUGCCGUCGAGGCUCUCUACGCGCGCAACACUAACCCAAUCAUCAACAUGAUGGCGCUCGAGGGUAUACGGGCACUUGCAUCAGCUCUUCCUGAAAUCGUUGAGAGCCCAUCUUCCCAAUCCGCACGAUCCAAGGCCUUAUAUGGUGCCUGGCUCUGUGGAACAUGUUUGGGCAGCGUGGGAAUGUCUAUCCACCACAAGCUGUGCCACACACUUGGUGGUAGCUUCAAUCUUCCCCACGCCGAGACACAUACGGCUGUCCUUCCCCAUGCCAUCUCAUAUAAUGCACCCAAUAUCCCUGAGGUUAUGAAGCAGUUGGCCGAUGCCCUGCCGGAUAGCAAUGGUGAUGCGAUCCACGGUUUGAACGUUCUCUUGACUAAGCUCAAGGUCAAGCGCGGUGUGAAAGAUUUCGGAAUGAAGGAAGAAGACAUCGACAAAGCGGCUGAUAUUGCACUAUCCAAUGCUUACUGGAAUCCUCGCCCGGUUGAACACGCGCCGAUCCGCGAAUUGCUUCGCAGGGUUUGGGCGGGAGAGCUCGCACAGGCAAACUUGUAG